AUGAUCAGACCUGACUGCAAUAAUGACUUCUGGAAGGAGAGAUUCAUCAGUGGCCUUCCCCCAUUAUUUGCAGAUAAAGUCCGAACAAAACUUAAGGAUAGAUUUGAGGGUCAAAUUCCUUACAACAUACUCACCUACGGAGACUUAGUAAGUUUCAUUACCACUACGGGGAUAGAACUCUGUACAGACCUUAAGCUUAAACAACAGUUGAAGCAGAAUCACAAAUACGGUCUGACAACCUUCUGCCAAGAUUAUGGUUUUACUGACCUCCAUGACGGAAAGAGGCAUAAAAGAAUGGCCCCAAAACGGCAUAAAAAGUCUUAUCCAAAAACAAAGACUUCCUAUAAAGAAGGUUCUUAUAAGGAGUCAGGCAAGCCCCGCCGAAAAACCAGGCGCAAAUCUUUCACAAAAUCUAAAGAUACCUGCUGGACUUGCGGCAAGACCGGCCAUAGGGCGAAAGAUUGCACAUCGGGUAAACGGAAGAAGAUCAAUCUUCUUGAUCUACCUGAUGAAACCAAAGAAAAACUCUUCUCUAUUAUGGAAGACCCCUCUGAAGCAUCUGACUCUUAUUCCUCUUCCGAAGAUGAAUAUAGCGAUGAAGAUUUCCUCAACACCGCUUAUGAGUCUGAUAGUUCCUAA
Messenger RNA from Capsicum annuum, 639 nucleotides. RefSeq lists its product as uncharacterized. The record is from RefSeq and is a predicted model, not a curated record. The coding region runs from base 1 to 639 and encodes 212 amino acids. The transcript has a single exon. Lineage: Eukaryota; Viridiplantae; Streptophyta; Magnoliopsida; Solanales; Solanaceae. Gene Ontology annotation, molecular function: nucleic acid binding; zinc ion binding.